AUCUGAAUUGAGUGCAGGUCGCUUUAAGACAGGAGUAGCUGUAAUCUGAAGCCUGCUGGAAGCGGGAUUGGGAGGCAACAGAAAAAGCUCCUGUGUUUGCAGGAGCCCCCUCAGUGUGCAGACUAGGCUGGGCACCGAGCUGCAGCGCACCCACAGGCCCCGGGAUGCAGGCCCUCAUGCUACUCCUCUGGACUGGAGCCCUCCUCGGGAGCGGCAGCUGCCAGAACAACGCUGGCAGCCCGGAGGGCUCCCCAGACCACGAGACCACAGCGGGGUCUGUGGAGGAAGAGGAUCCCUUUUUCAAGGUCCCGGUGAACAAGCUGGCAGCGGCCGUCUCCAACUUUGGCUACGACCUGUACCGCGUGAAAUCCAGCACGAGCCCCACGGCCAAUGUGCUCCUGUCUCCACUCAGCGUGGCCACGGCGCUCUCUGCCCUCUCGCUGGGAGCUGAACAGCGGACAGAAUCCAGCAUCCACCGGGCUCUCUACUAUGAUCUGAUCACCAACCCAGACAUCCACGGCACCUACAAGGAGCUCCUGGCCUCCGUCACUGCCCCCCAGAAAAACCUCAAGACUGCUUCCCGGAUCGUCUUUGAGAAGAAGCUGCGGAUAAAAUCCAGCUUUGUCGCACCACUGGAGAAGUCAUAUGGGACCAGGCCCAGAGUCCUGACCGGCAACUCCCGCAUGGACCUUCAGGAGAUUAACAACUGGGUGCAGGCCCAGACGAAAGGGAAAAUCGCUAGGUCCACAAGGGACUUGCCCAGUGAAAUCAGCAUUCUCCUUCUGGGUGUGGCUUACUUCAAGGGGCAGUGGGUAACAAAGUUUGAUCCCAAAAAGACUUCCCUCCAGGAUUUCCACUUGGAUGAGGAGAGGACUGUGAGAGUGCCCAUGAUGUCAGAGCCCACAGCUGUCUUACGCUACGGCUUGGAUUCUGAUCUGAACUGCAAGAUUGCCCAGUUGCCCUUGACUGGAAGCAUGAGUAUCAUCUUCUUCCUGCCCCUGAAAGUGACCCAGAACUUGACCAUGAUAGAAGAGAGCCUCACCUCUGAGUUCGUUCAUGACAUAGACAGAGAACUGAAGACGGUUCAAGCAGUCCUGUCCGUCCCCAAGCUGAAGCUGAGUUAUGAAGGCGAAGUCACUAAGUCCCUGCAGGACAUGAAGCUGCAAUCCUUGUUUGAUUCACCAGACUUCAGCAAGAUCACGGGCAAAUCUAUCAAACUUACUCAAGUGGAACAUCGCGCUGGCUUCGAGUGGAAUGAGGAUGGGGCAGGCACCACCCCUAGCGCAGAGCUCCAGCCUGCUCGCCUCACCUUCCCCCUGGACUAUCACCUUAACCAGCCGUUCAUCUUUGUACUGAGGGACACGGACACGGGGGCCCUUCUCUUCAUAGGCAAAAUUCUGGACCCCAGGGGCACUUAAUGCUCCAGUUUAAUCUUCCAGUUACCCCCCCCCCCAAAAAAAAAAA
This is a messenger RNA of Myotis myotis, 1464 nucleotides long. It is a transcript of the gene SERPINF1, whose product is annotated as serpin family F member 1. Gene Ontology annotation, biological process: positive regulation of neurogenesis; negative regulation of angiogenesis; negative regulation of endopeptidase activity. The record is from RefSeq and is a predicted model, not a curated record. NCBI's taxonomy places the organism in Eukaryota, Metazoa, Chordata, Mammalia, Chiroptera, Vespertilionidae. The transcript is spliced from 8 exons. The coding region runs from base 165 to 1418 and encodes 417 amino acids. Gene Ontology annotation, molecular function: serine-type endopeptidase inhibitor activity.